AUCCUCCGCAGGGACUUCGCGGCCUACUGCCCGGCGAGCGGGGAGCUGCGGGCCCUGCUGGUCACCCAGCCCCUCCGGCCCGCCCUCUCGGGCCCCGGCGUCGAGUUCGUCGUCGACUCCGAGGGUCGGUAUGAGGCCUGCCUGCGCUGGGUCUCGACGAGGACGGAAGCCUUAAUGAAACACUUGCGGAGCAACGGCGUUAGACUGUUGCUGUCCAGCGUGAAGCAAGACGACGUCGUUAUCUACUAUGCGAAAUCACACGGUGUGUCUGUGGUAGAGUGCUUAUCCUCGGAAGAAGUGGCCCUUAUCUGUGAAAUCACAGGAGUCUCGCCUUACUCGCCUUUUGGUGAUAACCUACACAGAGAAAUCACUGAAACCGCAGUGGCAACGUUUUGCCAGCCCUUGCUGCUCGGCUCAAAGAGAUGCGUUCACAUUGGCCUCACCAGCGUGUGUGCCUUUCAGCCCCAUUGCCUAAUUCUUUGUGGGCCGGUCGCUGGUGUUAAUGAGCAACAUGCUGCUGCCUUACAAGGGGCAUUUACCAUGUUGCAGCAGCUGUUUAAAAGAGUUGAUCGGAGGGAGGAAUGCAAAGCAGAAGGUGAAAGCCAGAAUGAAGCUGUAGAUGCUUGCAGCUGGCGUUCUCCGGCUGCUCAGAAGCAACUCAUAAUAGAAAAUAUUGCUUGUAACACUAAUCAGGUUUCUGAACAACAACUGGAAACGCAGGGGGAUGAAACAGAGACACACACUGUAGACCCUGACUUGCAGGGAAGUGAAAAUCCAGCAUGUGGGCAAACAAACUUGCAAAUACCCUCAAAUCCCAUCUCGCACAUCAAAGAAUUCAGUCUUGCCACUGAAGGAGAUGGCUCUGCACGAGACGCGCAGAAGCCGCAUGCAAAAUGCGGGCGUCAGGGUGACGUGCACGAGAACUAUGAAAGCGAUUUACUUGUGGACAAUCAAAAGAAUUACAGCACUGCUGUAUCAGCAGCACAUAAUGCUAAUAUAGUCGCUGCAUGUGAACGCCUAGGUGUUGGCAAAGAUCUAGAGAAAACAAGUUGCAAUAUAGUGCCAUUUAAACGUGAAAAGAGUUGUGAAAGUAUUGCACAGAAUUAUUCCAACACCCUCAUAGAAGCAGGAUCAGUUUUGCCAGUAGGAGGUUACUUUGAAAUCCUGUUACAUUAUUACAUUCAGUACUAUGCAAAACAGUUUCAGCACUCAGAGGUAACUGUCGUAUCUAAUGUAGUUGCUGAUGCGUUGCUAAGUAUUCCCAGGUCCUUACACGGGACAACAGAACGAAACAGCUUCGCCAAAUUCUAUCUCAAAACUGUAAACGCACUCAGAAAAAAUCAGCCACUGCCUGUGAAUGAAAAAGGCUUAGAAUCAGUGUAUUGCAAAUACCAGUUGGUCAUUUCAGUUCUUCACUGUGUUACGGAGCUUCUCUCCAUAGAUUUAAUAAUUGGUGUUAAGCGGCCACUGAAAAAAAUUGAGGAUAAUGACUCAGAAGAUGACUUCUGA
Molecule: messenger RNA, 1509 nt
Organism: Pelecanus crispus (Dalmatian pelican)
Lineage: Eukaryota; Metazoa; Chordata; Aves; Pelecaniformes; Pelecanidae
Source: RefSeq, a predicted model, not a curated record